UCAGUGCUUCACAAGACGACAAGCAACCAUUAGAAAUGGCGGACGCCGCAGCACGUUCGCUCCAGUACGAGUAUAAAGCCAAUUCAAAUUUGGUUUUGCAAGCUGACGUUCGUUUAAUUGAUCGCCGAGCCCGAGAUGAAGCCACCGGUGAGGUUAUGUCCCUUACUGGGAAGUUGGAUGGAACUCGCAUGGGUGAUAAAGCCCAACGCAUGAAACCGGCAAAACGUCAGAAGCGUGAUCCCAACAAAACUGAUAUUGGUGGAAAAUCUGGUGGCAAAGGACCCCUGCAAAGCGAUAAUCUAGAUGAAAUUUCUGGCAUUAUCUACAGACCAAAAACUCAAGACACUAAACAGACCUAUGAAGUGCUUCUCAGUUUUAUCCAGGAAGCUCUUAGCGACCAGCCCAGAGAUGUGUUGUGUGGUGCCGCAGAUGAAGUCCUCACAGUUCUCAAAAAUGACAAACUUAAGGAUAAGGAGAAGAAAAAGGAAACUGAAGCUAUGCUUGGCUCCCUACCUGAAGAAAGGUUUGCCCUACUUGUCAACCUCGGUAAGAAGAUCACAGAUUGGGGGCAAGAUGAGAAAACAGGUACAGGAGAGGAGCAGAUGGACGACCAAUAUGGCAUCAAUGUGCAGUUUGAAGACACAGAUGAAGAAAAUGAAGAAGAAAAUGUUUACGGGGAAAUAGGAGAUGAAGAAGAUGGUGAAGAUGAAGCUGACGAAGCUGAAACAGACCAUGCCAUCCAUGCAGAUGCUGCUGCUACUGGUGUCGAUUUGGGAGGAAAAAAGGAGAAGAAGCUCCAUCCUCUUGACAUUGAUGCCUACUGGCUUCAAAGGAAAUUGUCAAAGUUUUACAGUGACCCUAUGGUGUCUCAAGCCAGAGCUGGAGAGGUGUUGAACAUCCUAAAGAACAUUCAGGAUGAACGAGAGUGUGAAAAUCAGUUGGUAGUUUUACUAGGAUUUGACUGCUUUGAUUUUAUCAAACUGCUCAAGCAAAACAGACACAUGAUUCUGUAUUGCUCCUUAUUGGCGUCAGCACAAAGCGAGGCAGAACGCAGAAGCAUUCAAGAUGAGAUGAAGAGCAAUCCCCAUCUGAACAAGAUUCUCCGUCAAUUAGAUACCGUGAGAGACGAUACCGGGGUCGAACCCAUGGAAGUUGACGCAAAAAAGAGUUCUUCGCGCCAAGGAAAUUACGCUGUUAAAGAAACCGGGGGUAGCGGCAGCGGAGGGCAGGAAGGUUAUAGUGGCAUUCCAGGUCUACGCGAACUUCUAGAUUUGGAAGAUCUUGCGUUUGCCCAGGGUUCGCACUUUAUGGCCAAUAAAAAAUGCACUUUGCCGGAAGGUUCCUUCCGAAAACAACGCAAAGGCUACGAGGAAGUUCACGUACCGCCUCUAAAACCCAGGCCUUUCGAUGCUGAUGAAAUGCUUAUUCCGAUUGACAAACUCCCAACCUACGCUCAGCCCGCUUUUGAGGGAUUCAAAACGCUGAACAGAAUUCAGUCUAAAAUCUACAAAACAGCCCUAGAAUCCGACGAGAACAUGUUGAUUUGCGCUCCAACAGGUGCUGGCAAAACCAAUGUUGCUCUGCUGACGAUGAUGAGAGAGCUAGGUAAAUACAUUAAUCCGGACGGAACCAUCCGUGUCGACGAAUUCAAGAUUAUCUACAUCGCGCCAAUGCGUUCGCUCGUGCAAGAAAUGGUAGGCAGUUUUGGUAAAAGACUUGCACCCUUCAACUUAAAAGUUGGAGAAUUGACGGGCGAUCAUCAACUCAGCCGCGAGGAAAUUGCCCAAACUCAAGUGAUUGUCUGCACCCCAGAAAAGUGGGACAUUAUCACGCGUAAAUCGGGAGAUCGAACCUACACGCAACUCGUCAAAUUGAUGAUUUUCGACGAGAUUCACCUGUUGCACGACGAUCGUGGCCCCGUUCUGGAGGCUUUGGUAGCUCGUACCAUUCGCACCGUUGAAUCCACUCAGGAAGAUUUGCGAUUGGUUGGCCUUUCAGCCACACUUCCCAAUUACGAAGAUGUAGCUACGUUUUUGCGUGUCCGACCCAAGACGGGCCUUUUCUUCUUCGAUAACAGCUAUCGCCCUGUGCCUUUGGAACAACAAUAUGUGGGCAUCACCGAGAAGAAGGCCGUCAAGAGGUACCAGAUCAUGAAUGAAAUCGUUUACGAAAAGGUGAUGGAACAUGCCGGCAAGAAUCAGAUUCUCGUCUUUGUUCACUCGAGAAAAGAAACGGGAAAAACAGCCCGUUCGAUUCGGGAUCUUUGUCUAGAGAAAGACUCUCUAGGUGCCUUCUUGCGGGAGGGUUCCGCUUCAACCGAAGUUUUGCGCAACGAGGCCGAACAAGUAAAAAAUCAGGAGCUGAAAGAUCUUCUCCCCUACGGUUUUGCUAUCCAUCAUGCCGGUAUGAGCCGUGUCGACCGCGCAUUGGUAGAAGAUUUGUUUGCUGAUCGUCACAUUCAAUUGCUCGUUUCAACAGCUACUCUAGCUUGGGGUGUCAACUUGCCAGCCCACACCGUCAUUAUUAAAGGCACACAAGUUUACAAUCCCGAAAAAGGUCGGUGGUGCGAAUUGGGUUCACUGGACGUCCUGCAAAUGUUGGGUCGGGCUGGGCGACCGCAGUAUGAUACUAAAGGUGAAGGCAUCCUGAUCACCAACCACAGCGAGUUGCAAUACUACCUGUCACUUCAGAACCAGCAGUUACCUGUUGAGUCGCAAAUGGUUAGCAAGUUGCCUGACAUGUUGAAUGCUGAAAUCGUUGCUGGUACAGUACAAAAUGUCAAAGAUGCCGUCCAUUGGUUGAGUUACACGUAUCUGUACAUUCGGAUGCUCCGUUCACCACAACUUUAUGGUAUAUCGGUUGACAAGCUAAAAGAAGAUCCAAUGCUAGAACAGCACAGAGCUGAUUUAAUCCAUACGGCUGCCGUUUCGCUGGAAAAGAGCCAGCUCUUGAAGUACGAUCGCAAAUCGGGCCAAUUACAAGGUACCGAGUUGGGUAGAAUUGCCAGUCAUUAUUAUUGCACCAAUGUAAGCAUGGCUACCUACAACCAGUUGUUGAAACCAACCCUGAGUGAAAUUGAACUCUUCCGUGUCUUUUCACUAUCGUCCGAGUUCCGCAACAUCACUGUACGUGACGAAGAAAAACUGGAACUGCAGAAACUGAUGGAACGCGUACCCAUUCCCAUCAAAGAAAGCAUUGAGGAACCAAGCGCAAAAGUCAACGUCCUCUUGCAAGCUUACAUUUCACAACUCAAGUUGGAGGGAUUCGCUUUAAUGGCCGAUAUGGUUUACGUCACCCAGUCUGCUGGUCGACUCAUUCGCGCCAUCUUUGAGAUGGUUCUUAGCCGAGGCUGGGCUCAGUUAGCCGAUAAAGCUCUUUCGCUCAGCAAGAUGAUAAACCGCCGCAUGUGGCAAUCGAUGUCACCCUUACGACAGUUUAAGAAAAUGCCAGAAGAAAUCAUUCGCAAACUGGAGAAAAAAAGCUUGCCAUGGGAAAGGCUGUACGACUUGGGCCCUACCGAAAUGGGAGAACUUAUCCGAGCACCUAAAUUGGGCAAGACUAUCCAUAAGUAUGUCCACCAGUUUCCCAAGCUGGAGCUGUCGACUCAUAUCCAACCCAUUACUCGGUCAACGCUCAAAGUGGAACUGACCAUUACACCGGAUUUCCAAUGGGACGAUAAAAUUCAUGGUAAAGCAGAAGCUUUCUGGAUUUUUGUUGAGGAUGUAGAUUCUGAGGUAAUUCUCCAUCACGAGUACUUCCUGUUGAAAUCAAUCUACGCCCAAGAUGAGCAUUUGGUCAAAUUCUUCGUACCAGUUUUUGAACCUUUGCCUCCUCACUACUUCAUUCGUGUGGUUUCGGACCAUUGGAUAUCUUCAGAAACGCAAUUACCCGUCUCGUUCCGUCAUUUGAUUUUGCCUGAUAAAUAUCCGCCACCGACGGAGCUAUUGGAUUUGCAGCCUUUGCCUGUCACCGCUCUUCGUAAUCGAUCGUACGAGGCUCUCUACGCUGAAUCCUUCCAACAAUUUAACCCGAUCCAAACGCAAGUGUUUAAUGCAUUAUAUAACACAGAUGACAAUGUGUUUAUCGGUGCUCCUACCGGGGCAGGCAAAACGAUUUGCGCCGAGUUCGCCAUUUUACGUCUUUUCAGCCAGAAAGAACAAGAAGCCGCAGCCGAAGGAGUACCUGAAGUUGAAGCACGUUGUGUUUAUGUCUCUCCCAGUCAAGAACUUGCAGAUAAUCUGUUCAUCGACUGGCAAGAUAAAUUUGCUUCACGGCUAGGCAAAAAAGUGGCCAUGCUAACAGGAGAAACGGGAACUGACCUGAAACUUUUGGCCAAGGCCAACAUUUUGAUCUCAAUUCCAGAACACUGGGAUGUCUUGUCACGUCGUUGGAAGCAAAGGAAGAAUGUUCAAAAUGUCCAUCUGUUUAUCGUCGAUGAAUUACAACUCUUGGGUGGUGAAGAUGGACCUACGCUUGAAGUAGUCUGCUCAAGAAUGCGCUAUAUCGGUGCCCAACUUCAGAAGCCCAUCCGGUUAGUGGCACUGAGCCACUCCUUGGCUAAUGCCAAGGACGUAUCGCAGUGGUUGGGUUGCCCAGCAAACGGCAGCUUCAAUUUCCAUCCGAACGUUAGACCAGUUCCGUUGGAGGUUCAUAUCCAGGGAUUCAAUAUCACCCACAACGCUUCACGCCUCAUUGCCAUGUCAAAACCGUUGCAUAAUGCCAUUUGCAAACAUUCUCCGAAAAAACCGGUGCUUGUCUUCGUUCCAUCACGAAAACAGUCACGUGUAACAGCCUUCGAUCUCCUGACAUACGCCGCAGCCGAAAAUGAUGCUGAACGAUAUCUUCAUGCCGAGCUGGAGGACAUCAAACCUUUUAUCCAGCGACUAAGUGACAAAACGCUUCACGAGACACUUAAGCAAGGUGUUGGUUACCUGCAUGAAGGUUUAACAGUCCAAGAUAGAAGGAUCGUGGAACAGUUGUUUGAACUGGGAGCCAUUCAGAUCAUUGUCGUUUCACGUACCCUCUGCUGGGCAGUAUCUGUCCAUGCCCAUCUCGUCAUCAUUAUGGAUACGCAGAGCUACAACGGUCAGCAGCAUAUGUACGACGAUUAUCCCAUCACCGACUUGAUUCAAAUGGCAGGCAGAGCUAAUAGACCACGCGAAGACGACGACGCCAAGUGCGUACUUUUGUGCCAAUCUUCGAAAAAAGAUUUCUACAAAAAGUUCUUGUAUGAGCCAUUGCCGAUCGAAAGCCAUCUCGAUCACUGCCUUCACGAUCAUUUCAAUGCUGAAAUCGUAACAAAGACGAUCGAAAACAAGCAGGACGCGGUCGACAACUUGACCUGGACUUUCUUGUACCGACGUAUGACGCAAAAUCCCAAUUAUUACAAUCUCCAGGGAGUGAGUCACAGACAUUUGUCUGACCACUUGUCUGAGCUAGUAGAGAGCACGCUGAAUGAUUUGGAGCAAUCCAAGUGUAUCACCAUCGAGGAAGAAAUCGAUGUCAGCCCGCUCAAUUUAGGCAUGAUCGCCGCAUACUAUUGUAUCCAUUACACAACAAUUGAGUUGUUCAGCUUGUCGCUCAAUGCCAAGACCAAGAUCCGCGGCUUGUUGGAAAUCAUUUCGGCAGCGGCUGAGUACAAGAGCGUGCCAGUACGUCAUGGCGAAGAGGCUGUUUUACGUCAGCUAGCCACCAGACUUCCGAAUAAGCCUCAGGCCAAUGCCAAAUAUAGUGAUCCUCAUGUUAAAACCUUCCUCUUGCUACAAGCUCAUUUGUCACGUGUUCAAUUGCCUGCCGAAUUGCAGCAGGACACGGAGCUCAUUCUAGGCAAAGCAAUUAGAUUGAUCCAAGCCUCUGUGGACGUCCUCAGCUCGAAUGGGUGGCUUUCACCAGCUGUUGCUGCUAUGGAAUUAUCGCAGAUGGUGACGCAAGCAAUGUGGUCCAAAGAUUCCUACCUGAAGCAGCUACCUCAUUUCACUACCGAAAUCGUCAAACGGUGCACUGAUAAGGGACUCGAGACCAUCUUCGACGUCAUGGAAAUGGAAGAUGAAGAGCGCAACUCCUUGCUGGGGCUGAGUGAAGCACAAAUGGCGGAUGUUGCCCGGUUCUGUAACCGCUAUCCCAACAUCGAAUUAGGAUUUGACGUGGUAGAUCGUGACCGAGUCGUAUGUGGUCAGUCGGUGGUUGUGGCCGUUAAUCUGGAGCGUGAAGAUGAAGUAGUCGGACCCGUCAUUGCUCCCUUCUUCCCCCAGAAACGCGAAGAGGGCUGGUGGGUAGUGAUUGGCGAUCCUAAAACGAAUGCACUCGUUUCCAUCAAGCGUCAAACAUUGCAGCAAAAAGCAAAGGUGAAGCUGGACUUCACAGCUCCAACAACGCCUGGCCAGCACUCGUACACCAUUUAUUUCAUGAGCGAUUCCUACACGGGAUGUGAUCAAGAGUACAAGUUUACCAUCGACGUGAAGGAACCAUCAAAUUCUGAAGAUUCUGAUUCUGGUUCCAACUAAACAUGAAGUCCAAAACUUUUCUAUCUUUUUUUUGUUCUUUUUUUUGUGCUGGUUUUAUAACCGGUUUUGUUUUUAAAAGAUUGUGAGAAAUGUCACGCCACCAAGCGUAUUACUCGCUAUGAAUAAAAUGCGUCAAAUCAUUUCA
Daphnia magna is the source of this 6648-nucleotide messenger RNA. RefSeq names its product U5 small nuclear ribonucleoprotein 200 kDa helicase (gene l(3)72Ab). Gene Ontology annotation, cellular component: nucleus. NCBI's taxonomy places the organism in Eukaryota, Metazoa, Arthropoda, Branchiopoda, Diplostraca, Daphniidae. Gene Ontology annotation, molecular function: nucleic acid binding; ATP binding; ATP hydrolysis activity. The record is from RefSeq and is a predicted model, not a curated record.